AUGCACCUGAGCGACAUUCGCGACGUUUUCGACAAGGAGAAUCUUUCGGAAAAGGCAUGGCAAUUGCGUUGCAAGCUUCUUCCCCACAAAGAAGAAGUUGGGCGCCCCAUUUCUGAUAUCGAGGGAAGUCUCUCCGACGACGACCCCAAGAAGCAGCAGUCGCCCAAGAACCCCAUCUUUGGCAUCGAUGCCACCGUCAAGACCUACUAUGAGGGCAAGAACAGCUGCAAUGGCAUUUACGACUGGGUCGACUUCCCUCCCAAGCAGAUGAGCAAGAAGGUCGCCGAAAGCCAAGACCGGCCCGCCAUUAAAGUCUACAAGAUCAAGGACAUCGAGAAGCCUGUUAUGGCAGGUCGAUACUCCUUGACCUAUUACCAAAUCUCUAUCCAGAACCCGACCCUCGUCGCUGCCCUGGAGCCCAUCUUCAAGAAAGAAGAUGUUCACCUCGAUCCUAGCGAUACUGCUACCUUUGAGGCCCCGUUCCGACCUCUCUUCUUUUGCUACGAUGAGAUACUGGACCUGUACAAGACGACGGAUGACGGCUCGCUCAAGGGCUACUUGCAGCUCCUAGUACGGACCCUGGACGAUAUGCUCGGCGAGACACGCGAGAAGAAGCGCAAGCUCCAGGCCAGCGGUCUCAUCAACUUCAAAAUGGCUUGGACUUACUUUCCGCGAAACUCCGUUGUGUACAGCAGCGCUCAGAACACGGAGCUGUUGUGCAAGGUAGAAGAUACAUCGUACGAGAGGACUGAUCAGGGCGUUUUCCUCAACAUCAAGUGCAAGAUUCUCACAUUCAAUGGGGAGAGCUUCGUGUGGUCCGACCAAGAGCUCCAGAUCCCAAAGUUCGCAGGGAACCGGCCGAUACUAGAGCUCACUCAUUACCCUCUGCAUUUCCAUCUGAACAAAGAAGAAAUACUACAGAGAACCCUAACGAGGGGCAAGAAGGUCUUGGAUCUUCAGGGGUUGACAUAUUGUACCUACAACGGCAUUGCCAUGGGACUGAAGAGCAAGCACAAUGUAGAGGGCAGAAUCCUCAUUGAUGUUGUUGGGUUCAACAAGUACGAACGAACUCAGGGUAAGAGAGAAAAUGACGACGCUGAGACGCGAAGAAAUCGUGUGACUAAGAAGCGCAUUAUCUACGAUGAUCACAGCGAGCCAGAAUUCGAAUCGGAAGGAAAGGAAGCGAAGAAAUCAGGUGUCAAAAACGGGAGACAUCUUGGGGAAAAGGCGCAGCUGAAGAACAAGGAAGAGAUGCUCGCCCGCCCGGACGACCUCGUCUUCAUGUCUCCACUGAUUGAGGGGUUCGCCUUGAAGAACAAGCUUUGGCUCGGUUUCUACGUGGAGGACAUCGAGCCCAUCGUCUGGAAUGCCCAAGCCUACGAUCACCUCGUCUAUGACGAACAGCAGAAGGACCUAGUCCUAUCCUUCGUCGAGAAUCACGGCCACGCGAACAAGACCGCGAUGGAAGAUGUUAUCGUUGGCAAAGGCCAAGGCCUCAUCAUCCUCCUCAGCGGCCCACCGGGAACUGGCAAGACACUCACAGCCGAAGCGGUCGCAGACAGAACUCAACGCCCAUUAUUCUACCUGCAGGCCGAGGACCUUGGCAUCAACCCAUCGACGCUAGGCGAGAAGAUCAAGCGGGUAUUCGAGAUGGCAACCGAAUGGAACGCUGUGAUUCUACUUGAUGAGGCAGACGUGUUCAUGGCGGAGCGGAACCCCAACGACAUCGCGCGCAACGAGCUUGUAUCAAUCUUCCUGCGCGAGCUGGAGUACUUCCGGGGAAUCAUCUUCUUGACCACGAACCUGUACAACACCAUCGAUACGGCGUUUCGGAGUAGAGUGAGCUUGCACUUGUUGUUCAAGGCGCUGAGCCCCGAUGCAAGGGAGCUUAUCUGGCGGAAAUUCCUUGGAAGGUUGCCUCAGCAAGAGCUAGGUGAUGAAGGAAAAGGUCCAAGGAAGCUGCUCACGGACGAGGAUAUCAAGGAGCUUGGGCAUUGGCAGCUCAACGGCCGUGAGAUUAAGACGGCUGUCAAGAUGGUUUCUAAGUGGUGCGAUCACAAGAACUAUGAGAUGAGUCUGGCUAGGCUGGAGAAUGGCAUUCGGGUGACAAGCCCACAUGCUUCGAAGCAAAAGGAGUCGGAUGGUGACGAUGAUUUUUUGGAGCUUUCUUUUGCUCGUGCAAAGUACCCGGCGCCGGCCCCACAAUCCACUAAAUCAACUUCGUCUCAUGAACAACGUCCCACGGAUACGUCUCCCUUACACCCCAACAACACCACAGAAACAAUCCGACCCAUUUCCCCAGAUAUCUCAUUCGUGGUACAGAUAUCUUGGCAGAGUCUUUCGGCUUUUUCAGGAAAGGUGACAGACAUGGACGUCGAUUCGACUAUCAAUCGACGAACCAACACCCGCACUCUGGCGAGCCCACCAGCUGGGGGCACUUCGACGCCAACGAGAGCAUCCAGACGCAACCGUUCGGCUUCUCAAGCCGAGGCUGCUCGCACAUCCAAUGCAUGCCAGAUUUGCCGGGACAAGAAGGUCAAGUGCUCCGGCCAGCGUCCGUGCAAGUAUUGUGCCAAGCGGGGCUUGGAAUGUGUGUUUUCCGCUUCGGAGAAGAGGAAGCUGUACUCCGUCUCGUACGUUCUGCCCUUGGUCCGCCGACGGGAGCUCGAGGACAAAGUCGCCUAUUAUGAGCGACGAAGAGGAGAGAGGCCAGCUCUCGAGGCCGCUUCUUCGACGCCUCCGGCUACAGCACCAGCACCAGCACCGGCGUCGUCAUCAGCGCAGCUGCACGAUGUCGAAGAUCCUUCGAAUGAGAUCACGGUGAUACAUAUAUAUGACGAUCUAGAUGGUAACAUCCCAUGCCAAUCACCCGUUCCACUGGGCCAGCCUGGGCCGAUAAUGUCUCAGUCAACAUCAUCUCUCACACUUGAGAGGACGAGAACUUCCGAGGCCCAGGCUCAGACCACAUCAUCACCUGCUCGUGCAGGUAGAGCAAUCGCACCCGAGUCCGCCCUCUCCUCAAGCGAGACCUUCGGGUCCGAGAUCAAGACACUCCUCGUUUCCCGGUCCAAUCCCGGCUCUACCGCUAGUCCGCGGUCCACCGUCAACGCCGCGACUCCGCUUCCGCAUAUUGACAGACGCGCACUAGAGAUUGCGAUCGGAAGUCAGUGGCCGCCGGAAGAGGAGGCCCACGCGAUGCUCGACAUCGUCAUCUUCAACGUUGGUAUUUCGCAGCAGCUUUUCGACGUACGUGCCUUUUCGGACAAUCUAUCCGUCUUGUAUCACGAGUCCAGUGCCGAUGUGCGGUUGACAGAGACCUGGAUUGUGGAAGCACUGCUUGUCUUUGCGGUUGGGAGGCUCUUGCAGGGACGGGAUGAUGAGGACGGAGAACCUCCGGGGACGAUGUACUUCAGGGAAGCAGUAAAGAGGACGCCUUUGCUGAGUGAUUUGCGCAAGCAUGGGACUAUCGGGGUAGAAAUCAUGGCUUUGACCGCAUUAUACCUGCAAAUUUCGGAUCGGAAAGAUGAUGCAUAUCUGCAUUCCAAUACUGCCUUACGACUCGCCAUCAGCCAUGGUAUGCAUCGAUCCAACAAUUCUCAGAAUCCACGCCGCUCGGAAAUUGUCCAUAGGAACAGGUUAUGGUGGUCUAUCUACAUGCAAGAAAGGUACAUCCCCAUCGUGAGGCCAUGCGGAUUCCCCAUGUCCAUUGAAGACUACGCGAUAACGACAAAGUCCCCGUACGAGGUACUGGGAUUCUCAUCCGCCACAGCAUUGGACGUCAAUGUUCAAGCGGCGAGGAUAACCGGAAAGAUAACCGCCACAAUCUACUCACAAAGAGACGAGCCUGAGACGACUUUCAUCAAUAAUGUCCAAGACGUUCUACACUCCCUUUACGAAGUGGAAAAGAACAUGCCAUCCGAGUACUCGAUGGAGAUCAAGCCCUCUGGGCUAACCGUCGCAGGACGGCCCUUCAUUGAAGCCGCGACUACAGUAUCAAGAACUAGCUCCAGCUUGCAUAUUUCGGUCUACUCGGCUGUAAUACAUACCGUUCGGCCAAUCCUAUUGUACAUGGCUCGAAAUAGUCGCGACCCAGAUCGCGAAGACCACAGCCGUGUCAGGCCUGCACUCGUACGACUUGCAGAGAUUUGUGUCGAGACAGCAAGCAAGAUUCUUGUCAUCCUGCAAGAACUUCGGAAGAGUGAGAUACUUGCAAAGAACGCAUUUCUCGACCUAGACGCAACAUUUUCCGUGGGAUAUGUGUUUGUCCUCGUUCAAGCCAUAAAUCCUGGUAAAGGGCUUGGGCACAAAGGUAUCGACGGCUCAAGGGCCAUUCUCAGGUACUUUGCCGCCCUGGGUAAUCGACCUGCAGCCAGACGCUUGGCAGAACUCGACCAGAUGUGUUCGCAUCUCGCCCUACCUGUCUAUCAAUCUAGGAUACAGGCCCCCGAAGAGUCAUUCAUGGAUCUCAUGGCGCAGCCCUUUUCAUUCUCGACUAGCUACAGAAACAGUGAUACGGCUCCAGAAGGACCAUCAACAAGUGAAGGUUCGGCAAUACCGAACAUCCAGGGACUAUCAAACGUCCAGGAUAGUACUGAUUCAACGUCGGAAGUCCAGGAAAUGGAUGGCCAGCACGACUUUGGCUUCAGUGGCGCUGACUUGGCGAGUAUACCUCUGGAGGGCGAGAACAGCCUGUACUGGGUCUACCACACCCCCGGAUUCUCGUUUACUGGAUCCACCGCAAAGGGCCUGUUACUCGAAACCGACAUUUUCAACUUCAACGCCAUCAGUCCAAGCCCGAAGAACCUGACAUGUAGGGAUCCUCGGAUUACCGGCUUGCGGAGAGUCUGGGGCAAACCCCGCAAUCCUCUGAGCUCCAUGGUGAAUCAAGCGCUUCCCCAGAUAAUCACCCCGGAAUUGGGAGCACUAGAGAACGAGGAAGACACUAUCUUGUUAGGCCUCCACGCUCCAAUCUACUGGGCCGAAGAAUUGACAGUCACCGCCGACUACUUGGCCACCUUACUGAAAGAUAGCUUCCGAGUUUCAACAAUAUUGACUUGGAAGUUGACGACUGAAGAUCCGCAAACCGUUAUGGCCGAAGAGCUGGAGAUGGCCAAGAAGCAAGACGGAGAACAUGUAGCAUUUGAACAAAUUAGCUCCGAGGAAGAGGCUGCUCUCGUUCGAAAGCUUGACCGAGUUCUGAUGCCCCUGAUGGCUUUUGUCUACUUCUUUCAGUAUCUCGAUAAGCAGUCCAUCAACUACGCCUCAGUCUUUGGCCUCCGCAAAGACCUCAGCCUUUCAGGCCAAGACUUCUCCUGGAUUAUUUCCCUUUUCUACUUUGGCCAGCUUUGCUCCGAGUAUCCCGCCGCCUACCUCAUGGGCCGUUUGCCUAUGACGCUCUUCGUCGGUGUUACAAUCAUCGCCUGGGGUGCCGUCGAGAUGACCCUCGGCGCCACGCAUAACUUCUCAGGCCUUGCGGCGGCUCGCUUCUUUCUCGGCUUUGCCGAAGGCGCCGUCUCCCCGGCCUUCAUCAUCAUCACAUCAAACUGGUACCGCCGUCGCGAGCACCCCAUCCGCGUCGCGACGUGGGUGUCCAUGUCAGGUGUUUCGCAAAUUCUCGGCGCGCUGAUGAUGUACGGGAUCGGCGGCGCCGCUAAAAUGGCGCUGGAGAAGUGGAGGGUCAUGUUCCUUGUCAGCGGCGGGUUGACAGCGGCGUGCGGCGUUGCCUUUUGCCUGCUUAUGCCGAGGGAUACAACUACAGCGUGGUUCCUAAACGAGAGGGAGAGGGAGAUCGCGACGCGGAGGCUGGCCCUUGAUCGUGGAACCAGAGACCGCGCGGAGUUUAAUACGAAACAGAUGUAUGAGGCGUUGAGGCAGCCCACGACGUGGUUGUAUUUCAUGAUGGCGCUUUGCAUCACACUGACGACUCCUAUUCUCAAGCUAAAUGCUUUUCCCUAUCCUUUUCCCAGCGAAAACACCUAA
This is a messenger RNA of Colletotrichum lupini, 5979 nucleotides long. RefSeq names its product ATPase. Gene Ontology annotation, molecular function: zinc ion binding; ATP binding; transmembrane transporter activity. The transcript is spliced from 17 exons. The record is from RefSeq and is a predicted model, not a curated record. Lineage: Eukaryota; Fungi; Ascomycota; Sordariomycetes; Glomerellales; Glomerellaceae. Gene Ontology annotation, biological process: regulation of DNA-templated transcription; DNA-templated transcription; transmembrane transport. The coding region runs from base 1 to 5979 and encodes 1992 amino acids.